This is a messenger RNA of Guillardia theta CCMP2712, 2021 nucleotides long. RefSeq lists its product as hypothetical. Lineage: Eukaryota; Cryptophyceae; Pyrenomonadales; Geminigeraceae. Bases 295 to 1977 code for a protein of 560 amino acids. The record is from RefSeq and is a predicted model, not a curated record. The transcript has 11 exons.
CUUUCGCUCUCGAUCGCUUCCUCGUCGCGUCUUCUUCCUCCUUGCUCUGUACUCCUCCGGUCUCGCGCUCUCCUGCUUGCGUCAGCCGUACCUCCCAUCUGUUGUACCUGGUCAAAAGCCUUGGCGGUGGUAAACGAUCCCUUAAAACUCCUCUAGAGCCUUCACAGCGGUCUGUUACUGUUGAGUUUCAUCGAGAAAUAAGGACCUGAAGACUCUCUAGCAGUACAGAUCAAGAAAGGCUGCUCUACAAGUGUAUUCUCCUCUGAUCUGCUGACAGUCAGAUCGUUUUCAGACAUGGCGCAUACACAUUUCCUCAGCCUAAUGACACUCGUCGCUCUCUUUCUCCAAGUCCAGAGUCAGCAAGGUUCAGCAGGUCAAAACGGAGGAAUGCAAUCCCCGGGCAGAGAGCAACAGGGGGUCUCCCCUCCUCCUAGACAGCCGGUGAAUGGCGCAGACUUCAAUCACAACAAUCAACCACCUCAAAUGAGGCCCCCGCCAAAGAACUGCACUUACAUGACAUGCCACCUCUCUACAUGCGUCAUGAACGACAAUAACGUGCCUGUUUGCCAAUGCUACAACAGCUCCUAUUUGCUUGUGGACCGAACAAGAUGUAAAUCAAGAGCCGACAUCGGACAGCAGAACGCAGCCACGGCUCAAAGGAAUCAGCAGUUUCAAAGCGCCCUCAACGCCAUGCAGUCCAUGAGCAGAUGCCCUCACUCCAUGCCCGCCUGCCCCGAUGCUGCAAACGUUCCUCACCCUCUCCGAGGACAGUGUGCCAACAGCACCAAGGAAUGCUACGGAAACAACAACACCCUGUUCCACGGUUUGAGAGACUCCUGCAAACAGCAGGGCAUGAUGUGGUGCGCUGUGACAGCCUCUUGCUCCUCCCUCCCUUGUCCUCCUCCCAACCCUACUUGCUCUGCCUCGCAAGUACGCUGUCCGGACUGGAGCUGUGCGGCUGAUGCCGCGAGCUGCCCGAGCAGCGGCAACGGCUUGGUGACCUGCCCCGACGGCAUGACGACGGCCAGCUCCUUCAGAGCGUGCGCGGAGAUGGGGAUCUUCUGGCAGGGAUGCCCCCCGGGAUCGAAGCCUUGCUCGGCCAACCCCAACAUCUGCGUCAAGCAUCAAGAUGAGUGCGAGGCGCUCACCGGGUGUCCCGAGACGAUGAAGAGCUGCGGUCCUCGGCGCAACGCUCAGGGGGUCGCCCUGUACAACAGCUCGACCAACAGGCCCAUCAUGACCUGCGUGUCGCAGUGUCAGUCCCGGCCGCCUCAGCCUGCUCCUACCACCGCUGCUCUACGACCCGGACUGGGGUCGGAGGCGAUGGAGGUGAAGGCGGCGGACGGAGCGCCUGCGUUCGCGAUGAAGGCGCUACACUCCAACGCCUUCCGUCGCAUGGACAACCUGUCAGAAGCCGUCAACUUCACCAUCGCUCCUGUCUCCGCGUCGGCGCUGCAGGAGGGCCCUUUCGCGCUGCUCUACUCGUCCGGAAACAUCGUCAGCAGCGUCAUCACCAUCGAGCCCUCAGCGGCGCUUGUCAUCGACGGGGGCUUGACGAUCGACAUCCCCAUUGACGGGAGCAAGGAGAUGUGCAGCCAGAUCUUGCAGAACGUGCAGAUGGUGGUUGUGUCGGACCUGCUCAACUUCAGUGCGACUCCGGAGGGCCUUGGGAGCUGCUCGAUGGGAUCGGUAGGGGACUGCUCGUGUGCGGUGAAUAUCACCCACUUCAGCACCUACGCCGUGUCGAACUCAGUUCUGCAAUCUCCAUCCACUACAACUAGCUCAACUUCUGACCAGUCUUCGUCUACCACCACCACCACUACCACCACAUCGCAGCCGUCAGCGACCACCGACACGAAGUCAUCGGCUGGAAGCUCCAAUGCUUUCCCCGCAUCGAUGAUAUUUCAGGGCAUCCCGGCUUUCAUGCUCAGCGUCGUGAACCUCGUCGGAAGCUUCUCUCGCUUCUCGCAGCACUGAUUAGUUGUAGUACUUCCUGGCGAAUAAAACACAGACUCUCAGUC